Molecule: messenger RNA, 687 nt
Organism: Bipolaris zeicola 26-R-13
Lineage: Eukaryota; Fungi; Ascomycota; Dothideomycetes; Pleosporales; Pleosporaceae
Exons: 1
Coding region: 1-687 (228 amino acids)
Source: RefSeq, a predicted model, not a curated record
AUGUGCCCACCUUCAGACCUUGCCAAUGCCGCCGUUCGAGACGCUGGCGGUGCAUCCGACCACUAUCCCUUUGAGGCUUCCCUGGAUACACCGAUAUCGAAAGCUGCAUAUACACAUGCUGCAAGCAUUCUGCAUCCAUCCAUCCUCAAUCACAGCAUCAGGGUGUUCAAGUAUGCAGACGAAAUAGCCAAACACACUAGCUCAAAGUACUUCACGGAUCCGCACCAGCGUGACCUACUGUUCACCGCAUGUCUCCUCCAUGACAUUGGCACGACGCAAGAAUACAAUGGCCCACAGCGAUUCGAAGUCGAAGGUGCGGAUGCAGCAGUCAAGCACCUCUCGGAUUUCAGUGUUAGCAAAGAGGAUGCGCACUGUGUAUGGACCGCCAUUGCAUGUCACACAUCUCCGGGCAUUGCAGAACGGAUCGGCGAGCUCUCGAGAAUCGUGCGCAUAGCUGUAGUCACGGACUUUCGAAGGGAUGUUACAGAAUGGAGCACGCUCGAAUCAAUGAGAGAGAAGCUGGAAGCUCAGCACGAGCGAGUAGGGAUCGAGAAGGUGCUUGGAGAUGCAGUCGUUGAGCAGGCAAAGAUGAACCCUAGAAAGGCGCCCAAGGUUUCAUGGCCUCACGCAAUGUAUGCGGCGUGGCUUGCUGAGCCAGGUUGGGACGGUGUGAACAAAGCGUUUUGA